Molecule: messenger RNA, 2352 nt
Organism: Trichomonas vaginalis G3
Lineage: Eukaryota; Parabasalia; Trichomonadida; Trichomonadidae
Exons: 1
Coding region: 1-2352 (783 amino acids)
Source: RefSeq, a predicted model, not a curated record
AUGAAUCUCCAGGAAAUUGCAGAAAAAGAGUAUUUUUAUCAAAGCUGGGGAUGCACAGAUAUUAUAUUUAAGCAAAUAAUUGAUGCCACAAAUUGGAAGAAAGAAACUCAAAGAUUAAAGCCUGCCACGUCAUUAUUAAGAUAUUUUACAGAGUAUUGGGACGAACUCCCAAAGUCGAUGACGUAUUUAGAUUUAUUUAUGCUAGUUAAGGCAAAAGAAGAGAGAUGCAAGGUAAAUGUUUCUAAAGGAACUGCAAAUUACUAUUCUGUCAUUUUAAACUGGUUUUCUAAGAUUGUAGGAAACCCAGAGAAAUUUGCCCAAAUGGUAAAAAUGUAUUUCGAAACAAAUAACAGUAAUCUCAAGUAUUUUGCCAGAAUUACUUUUCCAAAUCUUUUCUUACAUUUCGAAUUUAUCGAAUUUUCAGAUCUUUCCUACAAAUUCUUGGCAUACUUGGUAAAUAACUGCCAGCCAGACUUCUACGGACCAUUUUUAGUUUCAUAUUUUUUGGCAAUUUCGGGUUUUGCCAAUAUUUUCUGGUAUCUUUAUGACCAGGAGAUGCUCAAAUAUGGAAACAAAACACAAUUAUCUAAUAUUUUUUCAUGUUUCAUCAAAGCAAUCUCAGAUUCCAUUACAAAACUGCCGAUAAACCAUAUUGAGAUCGCCAGGUUGGUCAUUGACAAGGAUAAAGGCGCUUUUCUGAAAUACUUUUAUGGAGAUGCCAUCAAGAUUUUAUACAAAGAACAUUCUGCUGGUUACAGCGACACAUCUAUCGUUAAUUCAGUUAUAGAAUUCCUUGAUUACAUUUCAGGACAUCCAGAUCAUCCUCAAUCUUUACUUCUUAUUGAAGUUUUCUUCAAAGAUGAUUGCAAUUACGCUCCCAUGUGGCCAAUGGCAAUUGAUGAAACUGAAAACAAGGCAAUUAUAAUGAUGACAUGCAAGGAAUUCUUUAUUAUUGAAGAUAUCGUCAAAGAAUACCAUGAUAUUUUAAAUAUUGACGCUUUAAUUAAGCCAACUUACUUGAAUCCUGCUUUUAAGGACUCUCUUGUCAUCGACUGUUGCGAAGUUCAUACUUCCAACUUCAUAAAACCAGGAUAUUCCGUGAAAUACAAUUUAAUGUUCGAACCACAAGAGAAAUUCGGAAUAACCCUCGAUGCAAACCAAUCCAGAUUGUACAAAGCUAUCAAGUGUGCCGCAGAUACUGAAAAAUUGCAUAUUGUAAAACUUAUAUCCAAUCAAAUUUCCAGUAAAAACGUACCGCCGCUGAAAGAUGAUAUGCAAGAAACACUUCUUAAGGCAUUUGUAGACGAUUGUUACACCAACGAUCAAACAUUUGAGUUCCAUAUCAGAAGAAUUUUUAUUUCUAGACAAAUCAGUUCAUCAGGACACGAAGCGUCGAUGCUUUUGAGCAAAGCGUUACAUUACUUUGCACAAUACCUCUUUGAAGAGCCUAAAAAGGAAGAAAUCGAGAAACCAAUCCAGUCUUUAUCUCCUUUAGCAAAGAUGCGACCCGGCCAACGCAGUUCUGGCUUCUUCAGGCGUCUUUCCAUCAACAUAAAUUCGACAGAAGCCAACAUCAUGGCCCAACAAUCGAUUUUGACAACUUCCGCCUUCAACUUAGAAGGAAAAGCGAAUAACAAUUCAUCAUUUGGCCACAAUGUCGUAUCGAGGAGCAUCGAAACGUCCGGAAAAGCCUCGACUUUCUUUUUGGAUUUCGAAGAAACUCCUGAAAUCAAGCCAACAGCUAAGAAACAGCGAAGAAAUUCCGGAGAGUUCAAUAAAAUACAUACUGCUCAUAAGCAGAAGAACAUAGUUAACGACAUUAUCAAGAAAUCUCCAAAUGCAAGCGAACUUUACCUUUUGGCGAUUAUCAGGAGCGCUGAUAGCACAAUGGCACAAAACUCCAAAGCCACAGCUGCCAUAAAGAAGUUCAUGUCUCGAGUACAAACGGAAUCAAUCAAAGGUAUUUUGGUCGAAGAAAAAACAUCCGAAAUCCAACCGAAACUUGUUAAUAAAAUCAGUAAAAUGAUUGAUUCCUACAAAGUUUGCAAGCCAGGAACACUCAUGUACAAUGUUUUGGAGUGUUUGCAACCUUUGCCAUCGAUUUGCGAGAAAUUGAAAUUUGAUUUUCAUUUCUUCAAGAAAUUGAUGGAAUCUGUUAAGACAGAAGCAUUAAUUGCAACUUAUGUUAUGUAUGAACAGCUUUCCUUUGAUUAUGUUACGUUUAGAAAGAGUUUGCCAAAUAGUUUGGACCAGACUGGUCAAUAUCUUACAAAGAAUAUGCAGGAAUACAUGAAAUCAUUAGAUCCACCUUAUGAUCCAACGGCUUUUAGACAUAUUUAUGGUGAUCUCUAA